AUGGAGGCCAGCCACGUCGAACGAGAGGUGGAAGACGUAGUCGAGGAUGACGAGACGGAGGUGGAUGGGUGCAUCCACCUACAAUUUUUCUCAACUUUGCGAGUCACCAGGAACGAGGGAAUCGUUAUCAAGAUUCGACAGCUGAUCCUCAUGAAGGUUAGCCCUAUUCAAAAUGUUUUCGGUCGACUAUACCUCCAAGAAAUGCAUACAACGACCCUCCUAGUGGAGACGUAUCCCGAAGGAGACGAAAUAGGGGAACCCAUGGAGGAAGACGAUAUCUUCUUAGAUCUUGCGAGGUCCACGCCCGACCAGACCAAAGACUCCAUCUUCCGAAGCCAACGAGAAAUACAACAUCGAUCCGAUUCCUCCCUAAACGAAGAAGAAGCCCUCCAAGAAUCACCGCGAAAUUUCCGAUCGACGAAAGAACUCCCACCUGGGUCGCAGUUCAAUAACAUUUCUCUCUGUCUACACUUUUUCUCAACGCCAAAAUCUCUAGAAAUUGUAACAGGGGGCUAG
Messenger RNA from Trichoderma harzianum CBS 226.95, 516 nucleotides. RefSeq lists its product as hypothetical. The coding region runs from base 1 to 516 and encodes 171 amino acids. The record is from RefSeq and is a predicted model, not a curated record. The transcript is spliced from 2 exons. NCBI's taxonomy places the organism in Eukaryota, Fungi, Ascomycota, Sordariomycetes, Hypocreales, Hypocreaceae.